AUGACAUCCGCCGAAGAUGAUAUCGACCUUGACCGAUACUUUUCACAAUCGGAAAAGCAACUAGAAAUCGAACGUGUUUUAUCUUGCUUCAAAUUGGACCCCUUUUCCGUUCUUGAGCUGCCGUAUACCAAACCCGAUGCGAAAUCCAUCAAGAUGGCUUACCGAAAGAAAUCACUCAUGAUCCACCCUGAUAAAGUUAAACAUGAACGCGCCGAAGAAGCAUUUGCUAUGCUGAAGAAAGCAGAAUCAGAGCUCAACGAUGAGCAACGGCUCAAGUACCUUUUGGGUAUCGUAGAAGAAGCCAAAUUCGAAGCUUUACGCGCCAAUGGAUAUAAAGUCAAAACCCAACCUCCUCCUGCUGAGAAAGAAGGCGAGAAAAAUGCAUCUUCUGACGCAAAUUCAUCGAUCGAUGCCGAUUCCAAUGCCUUCCUGAAAACGUCAGAAGGUCAAGAGGCAGUGCGCAAACAGCUGAAGAAUAUCUUGAUCGAAAUGGAAUUACGAAGACGACGUCUUUUGAAGAAGGAAUUGGAGGCUGAAGGUAAGUCCAUGAGGGUUUAG
This is a messenger RNA of Radiomyces spectabilis, 558 nucleotides long. RefSeq lists its product as uncharacterized. The record is from RefSeq and is a predicted model, not a curated record. The transcript has a single exon. NCBI's taxonomy places the organism in Eukaryota, Fungi, Mucoromycota, Mucoromycetes, Mucorales, Radiomycetaceae. Bases 1 to 558 code for a protein of 185 amino acids.